Molecule: messenger RNA, 6750 nt
Organism: Diachasmimorpha longicaudata
Lineage: Eukaryota; Metazoa; Arthropoda; Insecta; Hymenoptera; Braconidae
Gene: Oseg4
Product: WD repeat-containing protein 35
Exons: 3
Coding region: 1291-4824 (1177 amino acids)
Biological process (GO): protein localization to cilium; intraciliary retrograde transport; non-motile cilium assembly
Cellular component (GO): intraciliary transport particle A; non-motile cilium
Molecular function (GO): protein binding
Source: RefSeq, a predicted model, not a curated record
UGAAACAUUUGAACAUCUCGAUUCGUAACAGAUGAAAUUGUUAAAAUAAAGUUUAUUACUCUAGUGCAUUGAAAAAAGGCGUAAAAAAUUGUUAAUUUUUCAAUGAGUUUUUUUCACACGUGAAUUUAAUACAGAAUGUGUCCCUCCCCACCCCGUCCUACCUGUCCCAUUGGAGGGGAUACCCAGGUAGACAGCACCCGCGAUAUCCACCUGUCCCACCAGUUUUCGAUCCGAUCACAACAAAUAUGGCGCCCACCCCCGGUGGUGUCUGAAACAAACCCCAAAGUAUAACUGACGCAAAUCAUUUAAAUCCUUAAAAUCUUCGCGAGGUCGUCUAAAGCCCCUUCUCCCAAAAAUUAAAAAUCCCCAGUGAUCUACCCCCGAAAAUGUGUGUCAAUUCCCUCUGAAGUUGGACCCUCAACUCAACUCAACCCCUUCCAGUUAAAAUUAAACAUUAAAUUCUGAUUAAUUCCCCUAAAAUCACAGAUGAAAGUCAACCCAUCAAAAAUAAAAAAAUAAUAAAUGAAUCAAAAAUGAAAAUUUAGUGUAAAUUAAAAUGAAUUAAAAAUAUUUAAUAUUUUUUAAUGUGUAUGUGACUGAAGGAAUUUUUAUUUGAAUUUUUUUUUCAUAAACAAAUUUACCCUACCGCCUCCACUCCUUCAAGUCUGACUUUAAAUUUUUUAAGGCAAAAAUAAGAAUAAUAAUAAAAAUGUAAUGUUCGUAUAAAUUAAUAUCGAAUUAAAAGUCCUAUUUUCUAAUUACAAUUUUUUGUUUGUGGCUUUAACGGAAUUUUAUCUUAGAGUCAUUUUUUAAUGAAUAUUAAAUCAGGCCGGCGCCUCUGUCUUCAAAUUUGACGCCUCAAUGUUUUCAAAAAAAAAUUGUUUUUAAUUAAAAUUAACAUUUUCUGAUGCGUUUUCUUGUUCCUCUGAAGAGAUUCUGAUUUGAAGUAUUUUUUUAAUAAACAUAAAUUCAUCCUGACGCCUCCCCCCCUCAAGUCUCCCUUAAAAUAGUUUAAAACAAAAAUAACAACAAUAAGAAAAUUAAAAUGCAUUCCAUCCUAGAGUCCUUCUUCAAAGGCCAUCAGCUCAGAUCAACGUCCUCUUAAAAUUUGCCCCACAAAUAUUUUCCAACUAAUAACUAAAAUAAAUAAAUUUAAAAAGUAUUUACAAAUAAAAAUAAAAAAUAAAAUAAAUAUUUUGACCUUUCUCUCUUCCGACGUCACAAAGAUUUCGUCCUGAAGUUUUCUCAAUAAAUAAAAAGACUCUGAACCCUCUGAACUCAUCACUAAAAAUGUUCGUCUACUUGAGCAAGAAGAUAGCGAUCCCCAACAACUACCGGCUGAACUGCAUCGCAUGGAACCAAAAGCAAGGAUACAUAGCAGUAGGUGGUGAGGAGGGUCUCCUGAAGGUCCUCCGGGUGGACUCCACCCCACCGAGUGCCGGUCCAACCACUAAAUCCCGUGGUCUCCCCGCCACAAGCAACCUCAGCAUGAAUCAGACUCUAGAAGGUCACCAGGGUCACGUCCAGGUGGUCACCUGGAACGAGGAGUACCAGAAGUUGACGUCAAGCGACCAGAAUGGCGUCAUAGUCGUCUGGAUGUUGUACAAGGGCUCCUGGUACGAGGAGAUGAUCAACAACCGCAACAAGUCAACGGUGAAGGGCAUGUCGUGGAGUGUCGACGGCCAGAAGAUCUGCAUCGUCUACGAGGAUGGUGCGGUGAUCGUGGGAUCGGUGGAUGGCAAUCGGAUCUGGGGGAAGGAGCUAAAGAACACACCGUUGACGAGUGUCCAAUGGUCGCCGAAUGGAAAGCUCCUGCUCUUCGGCCUGAGGACAGGGAGUAUUCACCUCUACGACAAUCAGGGAGCCUUCCUCAUGAACAUCAACAUGAACCUCCCCGUCGCACCCCAGAACAUCGUCGCGAUGCACUGGUACAGUGGUAAAUACGGAUUUGUAGGGGUGGACUGUCCCUCCCUGGCGAUCUGCUACGACUCAGGACGUGUCCACCUGCUCAGAGACACCAACGACGACCGCCCCGUGAUCAUCGAGACGGGAAUGACGAACGUCUGGUGUGCGUGGAACACCUACGGAUCCCUCCUGGCGGUCACCGGAGUGCAAUCGGUCAUCAUCAGCGGUGAGGCCAAGGACUCCAACGUCAUCCAGUUCUAUACACCCUUUGGCAAGCAAGUCAGGAUGCUGAAGAUACCUGGGAAGGAGGUGACCGCGUGCUCCUGGGAGGGCGGCUCCCUCCGGGUGGCCCUAUCCGUCGACUCCCACAUUUACUUCGCCAACAUCAGGCCCGACUACAAGUGGACCUACUUCAGCAACACCGUCGUCUUCACCAACGAGAGAGUCACCAAGGACGGGGUCUGCAUCACCUUCUGGAACACCAGCAACAACUCCUGCUGCACGAAGUACGUGAGAUCAUUGAUAUCGAUAACUUCCUCAGGGGAGCACUGCGCCCUGGCGGUGCGAAACGACCUCAAUCAGGAGAGCGAGGAGUUCAUCCUCAUCGUCUGCAACACCAUAGCAACUCCCAUUGACACUAAAUACCUGGAGCUCGAGCCCAACUGGAUCACGAUGACAAGUAAUUCGGUGAUAGUGGCGUCAAGGAACCAAUUCCUCAUCUGGAAUUUCCGCAUACCAAAGUCCGCCAGCUUGAGCUCGUCCCGAAUGAAGAAGGAUCGGACGUACCACGUGGACGACACGCCGACUGGGGUGAACGAGGUCAUCCAGGACCUCGACAGGGAUCGAAGCUUCGAGACGCCUGUGAACAGAAAAGCAACGAUGGACCCCAUCUGCUGCGUGUCGUCCAGUGAGAAGGUUCUGCUCGUGGGAAGGGAGUCCGGAAUGAUCCAGAGGUAUUCCCUGCCUCAGGUCACCCUGACCAACCGCUACACAGUGGCCUCGCGACCCCAGAGGAUUCACAUCAACUGCAGCUCCAGCAGGGCCUCCAUCCUGGACGUUUCUGGCGUCCUCACGAUGCUCGAUCUUGAGCACUUGAGGAGUGAGACUGGAGAUCAGGAAGACGUUUCCAAGUUCGAGAGGAAGGACGUCUGGGCAGUCUGCUGGGCAGUCGACAAUCCAGCGCUUCUUGCCAUCAUGGAGAAGACGAGGAUGUACGUGAUCAGGGGUUUGGAUCCCGAGGAGCCGAUCGCCUGUUCCGGGUACAUCUGCUCCUUUCAGGAUCUCGAGAUUCGCUGCAUUCUGCUGGACGAUUUGGUCCACAAACCCGACGACAUUCGCUCCGAACUGAUCGUCGAUCUGGAAGUCAAGUCCUUGAGGGACACCAAAGAGCUCCUGUCGAAGGUCGGCCUCAAGGAGGCGUACGACUUCAUCCAGGACAAUCCUCAUCCCCGACUCUGGCGCCUCCUCGCGGAAUCCGCCCUCAAGUCUCGAGACCUGGAGAUGGCGGAGAAUGCGAUGGUCCGGUGCACGGACUACCUGGGGAUCCAGUUCAUCAAGAGACUCCACAGUGUUCAUGCUGAUCAGCUGAAGAAGGCGGAGGUCGCCGCGUUCCUUGGUAACUACGACGAGGCAGAGAAACUGUACCUGGAGCUAGACCGGAGGGAUCUGGCGAUCAGCCUGAGGCAGAAGCUGGGGGACUACUUCAGGGUCCUCCAGCUGAUGAAGAUGGGGAUCGGAGGAACGGAUAAGCAGAUGGAGGUGGCGUACAAUAAAAUUGGGGAUCACUUUGCCGAGAGGCAGAACUGGGAGGGCGCCAGGGAGUAUUACGAAAAGGGGAGGAACCUGGAGAAGCUCAUUCAGUGUUACUACAAACUUGAGGAUUAUGAACUCCUCGCGGAGACUGUUGAUCAGCUACCGGAUAAAUCAUCGACGUUGAAGACUGUCGCCAGGAUGCUGGCGUCGGUGGGGAUGUGCCCUCAGGCGGUCGCUGCGUACAUCAAAUAUGGAGAUGUUAAACAGGCGGUUGACACCUGUGUGAGGUUGAACCACUGGGACCAAGCGGUGGACCUCGCGAAGACGUACAAAAUGGCGCAGAUAAACGAUCUCAUGAACAAAUACGCCAAUCACUUGUUGUCGAACGGAAAGCGACUUCAGGCGAUCGAGUUGUACCGAAGUGCCAACUGCUUCCUGGAAGCAGCAAAGCUGCUGCUGAAACUGGCCGAGGAGCAGACGAAGUUGCGAGCCAAUCCCCUGAGGGUAAAGAAGAUCUACGUGCUGGCGGCGCUGCUCAUCGAGGACCACAUCAACAGCAGUCCAGCGGGGAAAGGAGGCAGGAGUAACGUCGUCAUGGGGAUGACUGAGAGCAACGAAGACUCCAGGGUGAUCGAGAAUUCCUGGAGAGGAGCCGAGGCCUUCCACUACCUCCUCCUAGCUCACAGGCAAAUCUACAGUGGUGACUUUGACGCCGCCAUGAAGACGUCGUUGAGGCUGAGGGAGUACGAGGACAUCCUGGACUCCGAGGACGUCUACUGUCUGCUGGCGCUAUCGAGCUCGGUCAACAGGGCGUUCUCCACCUGCUCCAAGGCAUUCAUCAAGCUCGAGAGCCUCGACAGGAUAUCCGAGGCCAAGAGGGAGGAGUACGAGGAACUUGCACUGAAGAUUUUUCUGAAUAAUCCACCCAAGGACUCGAAGAACGUGAAAUCCGAGUGCGUCAGCUGUGAAACCCUCGUUCCUGAUUGGUGUGUCGCCUGUCCCAAUUGCACCACGAGGUUUCCUGCUUGUGUUGCCACUGGACGACCUCUCAUGGACCUCACUAAUGCCUGGAUCUGCACUGUUUGUCGACAUCACGCAGCUGGCGAGAGAGACGUCGUCAGUCUUGGAUCUUGUCCACUUUGUCACAGCACUAUUACGUAUAUGUAAUUUUAGCGGAGCAGGACGAAGGGAUAAACAAGAAUUAAUGAAGUUUUAUUCGCCUGGAAGAAUCGUUUUUGUAAAAAAACAUCGCAGAUUUGGAUCUUUCUGGAGGGUCUUUGCUGUUGAUAUUUUUUGUAGUGCAGAUUUGUCAGCGCGAGUUUCUUGUUUUUGUGACAGUCAAGGAAAAAAUGGUAUAUUUUGAUACGAGUGGGAGGGGGUGGUAACGAGUGUGAAGUUGGCGGCCUGAGGUGACGCCGAGGGCUGCCAACCACAGGAGUUAAAAUACCCCGUGGCACGAGUAUCCGAAUUGUAGUUUUUGUUAGUGAUGUUACGUUCAGCGUGUGGUGAACUGUCAUUUGUGUGAUUGUUUACAAAUAAACGAAAAGGGGAUUUUCCACACGGUCUGAACGUAGCUGCAGUGACAAAAAGGAAAUUGUUGACAUUGAUUAUUUUUUUCAUCCCAAUUUCAACCAAUCAAAUGGUGGCAUUUCCCGUCAUGUGGUACUAGGGGAACGGUUUUACUUCGGAUAUUUUUCGAAUAUUUCCCUGUUUGUUGCUGAGCAAUGAAAAAUAUCGGAUAAACAAUUUGUACGCGUUUCAAACCCCAAAACUGUCAUUAGAAAAAAUCAAGUUCAGAGACUUUACCUCGACAUGAGCAGAUUUGGAGGAGAAUCCUUGGAGAUUAUUGAUCAAAAAAUUAAAAAAAAAUGUUCCUAAUAAUACGGUGAAGAGAAAAGUCACAAUUUGGAAACAGUUCUCUCCAUUUUGUGCAGACAGAAAAUAUACGCAGGAGACGCCACAACUACUAGUGAAAAACCAUACCAUAUGACGCCAAAUGCCAUUUAAUUCCUUGAAAUUGGAAUGAAAAAUAUAAUCGAGUCAAAUACCCCUCGACCUUCAAAAUUAAUCGGAUAUUUCCUUCCAGUUGACCUGCGUAACACCGAUUGGGAUAAGUUUGGCAGUAAAACCCUCGAUUUUUAACCUCCAAAACUUAUCCCUCUCGUUGCUACACAACGAAACUCUCGGGAAAUAUCCGAUAAUUUUGAAAGUCUUGGGGUAUUAUUACUUAAUAAUAAUCUGCGAUGAUCUUGCUUUCCCUUGAUUUCGUCGAUUUUAUGGAAAUUAUGAGUAUUAUAAGGAACAUAAUCCGUCCAAUCUUCUUUAUGUGCCGUCCAGUCGUUUCAAUCAUGACGUAAGUUAAGUUUUCUAUUUGUUCUCAAAUAAAUUUCACUGACAAAUUUUGUUUGACUGUGUUUUUAAUAAGUUAAUUAAUUGAUCGAUUAUUCGUGGAGCAAUAUCACAUUUAAGUAAAAUGGAAAUUAGCCAAUUUCUGAAUAAAGGUCACAAAGUUCGAUAGGGGCGUUAGCAAUGGCCGAUAAAUCAUACCUUAUUUGUCCCAGACGAUGCUACGGACCUCUAGGGGAGAAUUUUUCAAGUUCGAUUGAGAAAUUGGCUAAUUGAAAGAUAAAAUUGCAGGAAUUCAUAAUCGUAACAGCUGUACCAGUACUCGUUUAACCAUUUUGACUACUUUUGAAGAAGAUGAUGCCUUUGUGUCGUUCCUUAAAUGAUGUUCUGCGGACAAUUGAUAGUCGUCAAUGCGAGAUCAAUUGUUCUGCUGCUUCAGAAGAUUGAAUAUGGAGUAGGAUGUUUUGAUGAGCUGAAAAGUGGGGGAAUGUAAUUCUUGAUAUAAAUAAAACGAAAACAAAUUGAGAAUUACAUUUAAACUGUUCGGCACUACAACUUUAGAAGGUAAUAACUAAAUUAAAAUAUUCUUACUCCACCAAAUGAGUCCAGAGACAGCUCCACUACGUAACCACUGGUGAAUCUCAGUGGUUUCAGGCAUCUGCGCAUUAUUAGGGCCAAGCUCUUCUUCGUAGGUAUUUUUAAUGCCGACCAGUCCAUGUUGUAGACCCCCUCGGAAAGUCUGAAACU